Agelaius phoeniceus (red-winged blackbird) is the source of this 2199-nucleotide messenger RNA. Lineage: Eukaryota; Metazoa; Chordata; Aves; Passeriformes; Icteridae. The record is from RefSeq and is a predicted model, not a curated record.
AAAAAACGGCGGAUGACGAGGUGCAGAUCGACAUCUCCUCCAGCAGCCAGGGCGUCAUCGAGAAGGAGACGCUGGGGCCGCUCCUGCUCGAGGCCCUGGACGGGUUUUUCUUCGUGGUGAACCGCGAGGGCCGGAUCGUGUUCGUGUCGGAGAACGUGACCGGGUACCUGGGCUACGGGCAGGAGCUGAUGAACUCCAGCGUCUACAGCAUCCUGCACGUGGGCGACCACGCCGAGUUCGUCAAGAACCUGCUCCCCAAAUCCCUGGUGAACGGGGUGCCCUGGCCGCAGGAGCCGUCGCGGCGGGGCAGCCACACCUUCCAGUGCCGGAUGCUGGUGCGGCCGCCCGACGAGGCGGGGAGCGAGCAGGCGGAGCUGAGGCAGCGCUACGAGGCCAUGCAGUGCUUCACCGUCAGCCAGCCCCGCGCCUUCCAGGAGGAGGGGGAAGAUUUCCAGUCGUGUCUGAUCUGCAUCGCCCGGAGGUUGCCGCGCCCGGCCGCCCCGGCCCCGGCCGAGUCCUUCGUCACCAAGCAGGACACCACAGGAAAAAUCAUCUCCAUCGACACCAGCUCGCUGCGCGCCGCCGGCCGGACGGGCUGGGAGGAUCUGGUCCGCAAAUGCAUCUACGCCUUCUUCCAGCCCCAGGGCCGCGAGCCCUCCUACGCCAAGCAGCUCUUUCAGGAAGUGAUGACACGGGGCACGGCCUUCAGCCCCUCGUACCGCUUCACGCUGAGCGACGGCUCCGUGCUGAGUGCCCACACCAAGUGCAAGCUCUGCUACCCCUCGAGCCCGGAGCUGCAGCCCUUCAUCAUGGGCAUCCACGUCAUCGAGAGGGAUCACGGAAUUCUCUCCCCCCAGGACGCCCCCCGCGCAGGCCUGGCCCUUGCCAGGGUGAAUCCCAACGUUCCUCCGGCGCCGGGAAUGGCGCUGCCGCCUUCCCUCCCUCCGUCCAACGGCUCCGUCAUGGCCGCGCCCUCCCCUCAUCCCGGCAAUUCCGCCUCGGGCCAAGGGAAUUUCGGGAAUCCUCUGGGAUCCAACGUUGCCUUAAGCCAAACGGCCGGGAAUUCCCACCCUUUGUCCCACGGCAGCUCCCCCAUGAACAGCCCCGGAAUUCCGGCCCCGCAAUUCCUGUCGCCGCGGCACCGCGGGAGUCCCGGCUUGAUCCCCAGAUCCCGAGCUCCCUUCUCGCCAUCCAUGCACUCCCCAGCUUCCUCCUCAUCCUCCUCAUCCUCAUCAUCCUCAUCCUCAUCCUCGGGGAAUUCCCGGCCUUUUCCCAACGCUCCCGUCAACUCGGCGCUUCCGGAGCCUCCGGCCAAUCCGGCCUUUUUGAGGCAGCCAAGCUCCCAAAACUCCCCCGGCCGCGUCGGCGGCAAAUCCGACGCCAAGGACGCCAAGGAGAUCUCUUCCAUCCUCGGCGAGAUGAUCCAAGAAAACAACGCAGCCGACAAAACCUCGGAGCCGAGAAUUCCGCACGCAUCCGAGGCCGACGGCGGCGGCGGCGCCGGGAAGUGUCCGCAGGGCACGAGCCACCGGCUGGUGCAGCUGCUGGCCAGCACGGCCGAGCAGCAGCUGCGGCACCACGCCGACGCCGACACCAGCUCCAAGGAUUCCCUGGCGUGCGCCGGCAUUCCCGGGAAUCCCAUCCCGGCCGCUCCGUCCUGCCCGUCCUCGCACAGCUCGCUGACGGAGCGCCACAAAAUCCUGCACCGGCUGCUGCAGGAGGGCAGCCCCUCCGACAUCACCAGCGCCGCCGAGCAGGACAAGAAGGAGAAUCCCGGCGGGAAUUGCGGCGCCGGGAAUGCCGGGAUGGCGGAGGCGGAGAAGAAGAAGGAGGGCAAGGAUCACCAGCUGCUGCGGUACCUGCUGGACAAGGACGAGAAGGAGCCGGCGCAGCCGGGGCUCAGCCUGGACGACGUCAAGGUCAAGGUGGAGAAGGGAGAGGCCGCCGGCCCUGCCGAGACGUGUCCGGCGCCGGCAAACGCCAUUCCCAAAAUUCCAGCCGGGGAGGAGGUCAAGAUGGAGGCGCCGGGACAGUUCUCGGCCGAGCUGGAGCAGCUGGAUCAGCUCCUCCCUUCCCUGGAAAAAUCGGCGCCGAUUCCCGGGAUCUGCGGCCCCGACAGGAGCGAAUCCGGAGUGGCCGGGGUGUCCGGGGUGUCCGGAGCGCCCCUGCAGCCCAGCACGGCCACCAGAGCCCCCUCAG